Molecule: messenger RNA, 1356 nt
Organism: Spirodela intermedia
Lineage: Eukaryota; Viridiplantae; Streptophyta; Magnoliopsida; Alismatales; Araceae
Source: the annotation of a GenBank genome assembly
AUGAGGGAGUGCAUCUCGAUCCACAUCGGUCAGGCCGGAAUCCAGGUCGGCAAUGCGUGCUGGGAGCUUUAUUGUCUUGAGCACGGCAUCCAGCCUGAUGGCCAAAUGCCCAGUGACAAGACCGUAGGUGGAGGGGAUGAUGCCUUUAACACCUUUUUUAGUGAAACUGGUGCGGGGAAGCAUGUCCCUCGUGCUGUUUUUGUUGAUCUCGAGCCGACAGUCAUUGAUGAAGUGAGAACUGGUACCUAUCGCCACCUGUUCCACCCUGAACAGCUUAUCAGUGGGAAGGAGGAUGCUGCCAAUAAUUUUGCUCGUGGGCACUAUACCAUUGGCAAAGAGAUUGUUGAUCUCUGCUUGGAUCGCAUUCGCAAGCUCGCUGAUAACUGCACUGGUCUCCAAGGUUUUCUCGUUUUUAAUGCUGUUGGUGGAGGUACUGGUUCGGGGCUAGGUUCUCUUUUACUGGAGCGCCUGUCCGUUGACUAUGGAAAGAAGUCAAAGCUUGGUUUCACUGUUUACCCCUCACCCCAGGUCUCCACCUCUGUUGUGGAGCCCUACAACAGUGUUCUGUCCACCCAUUCGCUGCUGGAGCACACUGAUGUAGCCGUUUUGCUUGACAAUGAAGCCAUCUAUGACAUCUGCAGGCGCUCUCUUGACAUCGAGCGUCCCACCUACACCAAUCUCAACCGCUUGGUCUCUCAGGUGAUUUCGUCUCUCACUGCCUCGCUGAGGUUCGACGGCGCCCUUAAUGUUGAUGUCACGGAGUUCCAGACCAAUCUGGUUCCCUACCCAAGGAUCCAUUUCAUGCUCUCGUCCUAUGCCCCAGUCAUUUCCUCUGAGAAGGCAUUCCACGAGCAGCUCUCCGUGGCCGAAAUCACUAACAGCGCAUUUGAACCCUCCUCCAUGAUGGCCAAAUGCGACCCACGGCACGGAAAGUACAUGGCCUGCUGCCUCAUGUACCGCGGUGAUGUCGUCCCCAAGGACGUGAACGCCGCCGUGGCAACUAUCAAGACCAAGCGGACCAUACAGUUCGUCGACUGGUGCCCCACCGGCUUCAAGUGCGGCAUCAACUAUCAGCCGCCUACCGUAGUGCCUGGCGGCGACCUCGCCAAGGUCCAGAGGGCCGUCUGCAUGAUCUCCAACUCCACCAGCGUCGCAGAGGUGUUCUCCCGCAUCGACCACAAGUUCGACCUCAUGUACGCCAAGCGCGCCUUCGUCCACUGGUACGUGGGCGAGGGCAUGGAGGAGGGAGAAUUCUCCGAAGCCCGUGAGGAUCUCGCAGCCCUCGAAAAGGACUACGAGGAGGUCGGAGCCGAAUCCGCCGAGGGUGAAGACGGCGACGAUGGAGACGAGUACUGA